Chionomys nivalis (European snow vole) is the source of this 1142-nucleotide messenger RNA. RefSeq names its product proliferating cell nuclear antigen (gene Pcna). Gene Ontology annotation, biological process: translesion synthesis; mismatch repair; leading strand elongation. Lineage: Eukaryota; Metazoa; Chordata; Mammalia; Rodentia; Cricetidae. The coding region runs from base 170 to 955 and encodes 261 amino acids. Gene Ontology annotation, molecular function: DNA polymerase processivity factor activity; DNA binding. The transcript is spliced from 6 exons. The record is from RefSeq and is a predicted model, not a curated record. Gene Ontology annotation, cellular component: PCNA complex.
GCGCGCGCAUAGGAUGCGGCAGCAUUAAACGGUUGCGGGCGCAGCGGGCUCCAGUCGUUCCCUCUGGGCCUUCGCUGCCACUUCUGCAUCGCGAACCGGGAGAGCUCGGCAGCCAGACCUCGCUUCCGUCAGUUUCUAGCUAGCAUCUAGUUGUCGCGACUCCGCCACGAUGUUCGAGGCUCGCCUGGUCCAGGGUUCCAUCCUGAAGAAGGUGUUGGAGGCUCUCAAAGACCUCAUCAACGAGGCCUGCUGGGACAUCAGCUCGGGCGGAGUGAACCUGCAGAGCAUGGACUCGUCGCACGUCUCCUUAGUGCAGCUCACUCUGCGCUCCGAAGGCUUCGACACGUACCGCUGCGACCGCAACCUGGCCAUGGGCGUGAACCUCACCAGCAUGUCCAAAAUACUAAAAUGUGCUGGUAAUGAAGACAUAAUUACACUGAGGGCUGAAGAUAAUGCUGAUACCUUAGCGCUUGUAUUUGAAGCACCAAAUCAAGAGAAAGUUUCAGACUAUGAAAUGAAGUUAAUGGACUUAGAUGUUGAGCAACUUGGAAUCCCUGAACAGGAGUACAGCUGUGUAGUGAAGAUGCCUUCUGGUGAAUUUGCACGCAUAUGCCGAGACCUUAGCCAUAUUGGAGAUGCUGUGGUAAUAUCCUGUGCAAAGAACGGGGUGACGUUUUCUGCAAGUGGAGAGCUUGGAAAUGGACACAUUAAAUUGUCACAAACAAGUAACGUUGAUAAAGAGGAGGAAGCUGUAACCAUAGAUAUGAAUGAGCCGGUUCAGCUAACUUUUGCACUGAGGUAUCUGAACUUUUUCACAAAAGCCACACCACUGUCUCCUACAGUAACACUCAGUAUGUCUGCAGAUGUACCUCUUGUUGUAGAAUACAAAAUUUCUGACAUGGGACACUUAAAAUAUUAUUUGGCUCCCAAGAUCGAAGAUGAAGAAGGAUCUUAGGUGUUACUAGAAUCUGAGAAAACUAAUCCCCUUUGAGAACUGCUUCUGACAUGCCAGCAUGUUUUAAAGUCUUUUCUGUUACCGAGUUUGUACCUGAGUACAUAUGUAGAUAUCUUCUGUAAAUAACCUACUUUUUCUUUCUCUUCUCCACAAUUUGUUUAAAGAAUAAACUCCAAAGUAAAAACUG